UUUCUUUCUCCCCUUUUUGAAUCAAAAUCAUGGCAAAGAAGAACGGUGGCAACAAGAAAAAGAACGCCCGUAAGAACAAUAAGAAGACGACACCUACUCAAUCUACAACACCUUCUGUGACUGGAUCCAAUAGCUCAUCUACUGAGAAGCUGCCUUUAGAACAAAACAACGCGAUUGAUUCAAAAGUUACUCCUCAAAUUGAAGAGCCCAAGGUCAACACAGAGCCAAUUGAUUCCGAAAAGGUCAAGUCUGAUGACCCCAAGGAAGAAAUCUUGGGACAAGAAGAGACUAAGCCUUUGGAGGAAAAUAUGGGUAACAAUCAGGAAAACGAAUCUAAAUCUCAAAAGGUCGUACCAGAGGAACCACAACUCGAGACUAAGGCUACACAGCCCAUCGUACAGAAUACUGAUGAAACGAACGUAGCCGAAACAGUUCCUGCACCUGAAACAAAGACUGUUGUGGCUGAGGAAAGCAAGCCUACUGAAGUUAAAGAGGAAGUAGCCAAGCCUAUUGAAGACAAGUCUGAGCAAGUAAAGACGGAAGACGUAGCUGAAUCUAAAGUUGAGGAAGCCAAGGCUGAAGAAACUGUCCGAUCUAACAAUGAAGCCAAGAUUGAAGAAAUAAAGGUACAAGAUACUCCUAAGUCUGAAGAGACUCAAGUUGAGCAAUUGAAGGUGGAAGAAAUCAAGUCUGAACAAGCUGAGGCUAAAGAAAUCAAGUCCGAAGAAAUCAAGUCUGAAGAAGUCAAAUCUGAAGAAGUCAAAUCUGAAGAAGUCAAAUCCGAAGAGGUCAAGGCUGAAGAGGUCCAGAUUGAAGUAAUCAAGACUGAAGAAACCAAGACUGAAGAAACCAUUAAAGAGUCAAAGACCGAGGUUACAAAAGCAGAGGUUGAAGGAGCCAAUACUUCUGCAAAAGAGGAAGAGAAGCAACCUCCUGUCAAGGAAAACAAAGACAAUGAAGCUAUCCCUGCUUCUGAAGAGAACAAGGAGCAGCUGGAAUUACCAAAAGAAGAAAACACGAUCGAGACCGCUGUAACGAGUGACCAAUCUCAAAUGAGUAAUGAACAAACUAAAGUCACUAAAAGCGAGUCUUCUAUCAAGGAGUCUCACAGUAUCCUGACAGAAGGAGCAAGCUCUACUAUCAAAUCAUCAACAACCACUGCUAAUGAAUCAAACAAGUCAUUCAUCAAGAGAAGUAAAAGUGUCAUUGGAACACUUGGCGGUUCCCAGAAGAAUGUGACAAAAAGAAAAUCACAACUUUUGGGAUUGUUCAAGCGUAAUGAAAAGGACAACAUGAAUACACCUCCUAUGCCUAGCUUACCUGCAACAAUUGAAGAAGUAUCUGAAAAGAAAGAGAUCAAGCCAGAAAAGAAGGUGAAAUCACGUAAAUCAUGGAUGUUCUGGAAAUCAUCCGUGACUACUAUUAAGCAAUAAUCAUUAAUACUUUGUACACUUUUUUUUUUCUUUUUUACGCAUAUUAAUUUCUUAAAUAUUAAAAGGCGGUUAAUAAAUACACAUCAUUCGCUUUUGUUAAUCAUGAACACGUAUUUCAAAAGUGAAUGAAAAUGUGCUUCAUUAAGGAAAUGACACAAUGCAAAUAGACACUCCCUUCAAGUUAUAAAGUUGCAUUUAGCACAAAAAAAAAAAGAAAAGGGAUGAGUCUGUGAUCAAAUUACG
Rhizopus microsporus ATCC 52813 is the source of this 1676-nucleotide messenger RNA. RefSeq lists its product as uncharacterized. Lineage: Eukaryota; Fungi; Mucoromycota; Mucoromycetes; Mucorales; Rhizopodaceae. The transcript is spliced from 2 exons. The record is from RefSeq and is a predicted model, not a curated record. Bases 30 to 1433 code for a protein of 467 amino acids.